Closterium sp. Naga37s-1 is the source of this 7332-nucleotide messenger RNA. The record is from the annotation of a GenBank genome assembly. Lineage: Eukaryota; Viridiplantae; Streptophyta; Zygnematophyceae; Desmidiales; Closteriaceae.
AUGCCUGCCCUCUUCCACCAAUACUUGCCCUCCCCUUCCCCCUUCCCUCACUUCUCCCCCCACCGCUUCCACCGCACCCCCCCACCCCAUUCGGCCCCUCCUCUUUUUUUCUCGCUCUCGUUUCGUCUGCUCGCACUCGUGUGCGCCGUCCUUCUAAACUCAUCUGCUCUCCUCUUCUCCUGCGCGCGCGUCUCUCACGGCAACAGCACCAGGCGGCACCAUGGAGGGGGAGGAGGGGGCGGAAGGGGAGGGGAAGGAAGGGGGGGCGCAGGAGGAGUUGCGGUUGCUGGUGGCGGCGCUAUUGGCGUCGCAAUGGGCGGCGGCGGUGGCGGUGGCGGCAUGGUUAUGGGAGCGGCUUUCGCGUUUGGCAUGAUGGCGAUGGGAGGCGCGGCGGCCAUGCAAGCGUCAGGGGAAGGUUCGACUAUUAAGAGGCCAGACGAGUUGGUGUACGACGGGGGAGGCGGAGGCGGGGGAGGGUUGGGGGGAGGAGGCGGAGGGGGCGGGGGAGGGGGAGCAGGUGCGGAUGCGUCCCGGCACGUGCUGACAGCUCCGCUCAGGUCGGCGCAGCCGCAGGAGGAGGAUGCGCGCGGGGGAGUGGAGGGCGGGAGGCACGCGGAGAGGAGGGGCGUGGCGGAGAUUGGGGGCGCGACGAGUUGGCGCAUGAGGGGCGGGGAGGAAGAGGAGGAGGAGGAGAGGGAGAUGGAGAAGGAGAGGGAGCGGCGGUUGGAGCACGCGAGGCAAGCGACUCAUGGCGGACGCGCGGCGGCUACAGCCGCGGAGCACCAUCUGGUGUCGGGCGCGCGCGUGACGACGGCGCCAACGCUGGCGUCGGAGGAGGCGGCGCUGCAGAUCGGCAACGAGAGCGAGGGCGCGUCGCCGCGCGCGGAGGAGGACCGCGAGAACGAGGGCACGUCCGCCGAGUCCACGCGCGAGGCGUCCGCGGAGGCCAUGCUGCUGGGGGGGCUCACGCUCGCGGGGAAAGCUGGCGCGCCGGACGCCGCUGCCGCCGCUGCCGCCGCCGCUGCUACGGGCGCGGUUGUGGCUGGUCUCGUACCUGCUGCAGAAGGGGUUCCGAACCAAGGCGCCGACAGGCUUGGUGGCGUUGGGAGCGGUGCUGCGCGGUGGGGCAGAGUGGGGGGAGGGAGGGGGAGAUGCAAGGGGGUGGCGGAAAAGGUAAUGCCCGGGGAGGCGGAGAUACGGGACGAUGGAGGGGGCGGGGCGGCGCGGAGGGGCGCGGAUAAAGAUGGCGCCGCAUGCACCGGACCGAGCAGGAGAGUGGUUGAGGGGCGGAUGAUUCUCGAGACGGCGCAAGAAGGGCGGGCAGGGGAGGACGUGGAGAUGGGGGAGGGGGACGAGGAAGAGAGGGGUGUGAGAGAGGGCGGAGAGGGGAGGGAGGAGGAGGAGAAGAGGCGCGGGUGGGAUGAGGGCAUGGAGGUGGAGGGGGAAGAGGAGGGGCGGAGGGGAGGUGUUGGAGCGGUUGGGAAGGAGCGGGAGAUGGCGAGGGGCGAGGGGGAGAAGGGCGGUGGCGGACAGCAGCAAAGGCAGCAGCAAGAGCAGCGCGAGCAUCACCCACUGCAUCCUCUGAAAGUCUCCGCCUUCUCACGUUCCCAACCGCUGCGCGUUUGGCUUGGACCAUUUCCUCUCCGCUCUUCCAUUGUCAUUGCCCUCCAUUCCUCAGCAUCUUUCCCCCGUCUCUCCGUUUCUCUCCCCUCACUCGCCUUUCCAGCUAUCACACGGCCGGCCCGACGAACAUUCCAGCAGCCAAUCACAGCCUGCCACCUGGACCACCGUCAGCUGCUCUGCCAUCUGGCACAGCCGCAGCAGCUGCCGCCACGGGCGCAGCAGCACAGCGCGCAGGCGCACAUCCGCCGCCCCCAUUCGCGCACCAACCGCCGUGCGACCCGUUGCUACACGCGCAUGCCCUGGCAAGCGCACGCAGCGCCGUCCCAUCCGCGCAUGCCCCGCACGCGCCUAUCAUCCACCCCCCUGACCGCCACGGUUCCGCCACGCAGCAGCAUCUGGCGGCGCAGCACGAGCAUGAGGCGUCGGGCAACGUCUCCUCCGCGCUCACAGCGUCGCACGGCGCGCUCGCCGCUGGCGCCCAUGCGCGCAGCUGCUGGCGCGCGUGGGAAGGGCGCGAAAUCGGCGCACGUGGCGCACGCCGGGGCGCCUGGGGCGCACAGGGGGGGGAAAGGGGCGCAAGCAGGCAGGGUCGUUGGCUUUUGUGACGCCAUGACGGAAGGCCUCGUUCAGAAAGACGUGCGCGCGUUCCCCCUCAUGCCAGGUGCGAUGGACGCUGCUGCUGCUGCUGUCCGCGUGGGUCAUAUGGUGGUGGGGCAACCGCAGCAGCAGUUGCAGAAGCAGCAGGUGCUGUGCAAGCCGCCACCUGCCUCUGCUGCUGCCGCCACUGCUGCUGCCGCGGGGAAAGGCGAUGCUGCUUGCGUGUGCGCGGGCGCAGAUGCUGCCGGUGCUGCUGGUGCGUCUGCUGUGGGGAUGCGAGGUGGAGAAGGUAGCAUGGGAGCUGGCGCCGGCACACCUGGCGCGCUCUCGCACUCCCCCGCGGAUGCGCGGGGUGGGGGGCUGCUGCUCAGCACCUCGGGUUGCCCCGGGGGGAGAGAGGGCGGGGGAAGCGGCGGAGGGGGAAGCGGGGGUGGGGGAAGCGGGGGAGGAGGGAGCGGGGGAGGGGGAAGUGGGGGAGGAAGCAGAGGGGAGGGUGGUAGUGGUGGGGGAGGCAGUGGGGGCAACGGAAGCGGUGGAGGGGGGAAUGGCAGUGGGGGGAAUGGGAGUGGGGGGAACGGGAGCGGGGGCAACGGGAGUGGGGGGAACGGGAGGACGGAUCGGUCUGGUGCUGGGGAGUUGACCGAGGCAACAACAGCGUCAGUGACGGGAGCACAGCAGCCGAGGCGGCGGCAGCAGACCCACCACCACCUGGCGAAACACCUGCUGCCGCCCCCCCCGCCCCUCCCUGUCGCCGGUUCCUCCCCGGGUCUGAGACCCAAGGAAGCAAGGAGAGAAGGGAGAAGAGACGAUGAGGAUGAAGGGGCGGGAGGAGGAAGGGAGCAGGGAGAAGCGAGAAUGGACUUGGAUGGUGUAGCGGGGGCUGAGGGGAAGGAGGAGAGGCGAGAAGGAGGGAAGGGGAAGAAUGAGGGGAAGGUAGGAGGGGCGGAGAUGGCCUGUCCGGAGAGCAUGACUCCUGCGUCGCCCAGAGGUCCCGGGCAGCCGGGGAAAGCGGUGCAGAGAGCACAGCAGCAGGAGAGCCAUGGCAAGGUGCGUGUCUCAUCGACAGAAGCUCUGCACUGGGUGGAAGAGUCUAAGGCACUGCAGCAGGAACAGGCGAAUGCGAACGCUAGUGGGAGUCCGGAGGGGGGUGGUUCCAACCCUCACAACGUUGCUGCUGCUGCAGGGGUGGCAGGCGCAGCAGCAGCAGCGGGCGCAGGUCCGGUAGCUCUUUCGGGGCACCACCGAGCCUCGGCCGCAGCUGCGGCUGCCGUGCCUCGAGGCGAGGUUGGGAACGAUGGGAGCAGCAACGUGUACGCGAAGGGCGGGGGUGGCGGCGGCGGCGGUGGUGGCUGCGGCGGCGGUGGCGGAGGGGGAAGGAACGCGCGGGAAGGAGUUAUCAACAGCAGCAGCAGCGGGGGGGACGGCAACGGGGAUGGGAAUGGAAGCUCGGAGUAUAAUGAGAGUGGGGACACGGGGAGAGACAUGGCGGGCAGCGCUCGCGCAGGGAGCGGCGGGCGGAGUGGCAGUGGGCAAGGGUCGGGCGGAGGGGGGAGCGGACAGGGGGGUGGCGGAGGCAGCGGAGGCGGGAGGGGAAGCGGGGGCAGCGGGGGCAGUGGGGGGAGUAAACGCGGGGCUGCAAGCGCGAAUGGGGCGCAUGAGUGGAGCAGAACGGGGGGAGGCGCGGGGGGCGGGCGGGGGAUACAGGCGCUGUUGUCUUGCGCCAAUGGCAGUGCGGUGGGGUCUAAGGACCAGGCGCAUGACACUGCGGGCAUGACAGGCGCGGGCGGACGCUUCCAGUCCCCCCGACGGGGUAACGGCGGAGGGGGGAGCGGAGGGGAGGGAGGUACUGGCGCGGGGAAUGGGAUUGAAGGGAUGGGAAGUGGGGGAGAAGGCGGAACGGGGGGCAGGGGUGGGGAAGGCAGUGGUGGGGAUGGGGGAGGGAGUGGGGGAGGAGGGGGCUCGGGAAGAGGAAGUGAUGGGGGAGAGGGGAGUGGGGGGGAGGGAAGCGGAGGGGACGGGGGAACAGGGGGGCAGGCAAUGGGGAUGGGAGGCGGGGGGGCGGAUGAGGGGAGGAGGCAGUCAGGGGGACAGUCAGUGAGGCGGGAGGGGAAUGCCAUGGGCGGAGAUGGCGGAGAGGGGGACAGGGAUGGUGGAGAGAGGAACAGAGAUGGUAUUAUUCCCACCACUGCCACCGCCGCUGCAGGAUCUGGUGCUAACAAUGAGGCACAAGGGGGCUUGGAAGGGAUGAGGGAGAGGGGGAGGGGGAGUGCGUCGGAAGCAACAGAGGCUUUAGAUGUGGCCGCGAGGGAUUUGAGAGGCGAGGGCAGCGGUGGCGAGGCAGAGGGGGCGGAGGGCAGUGUUGGGCGAGAGGAAAGUUGCGCUGCGUGUGCGGGUGGUGUGGGUGAUGUGGGUGGUGCCGCGGGUGUGGUGGGGCGGAAACGAGGCAGAGAGGAGGAGGCAGGGGGUGAGGACAUGGCAGUGAUGGUUGGAAGGGAGUCGGGAGGCAAGAGCAGCAAGAGGCACGAGUGGCUCACUGAGGGGAUAGGGGCAGCAGGCGAGGCAGAGCGGAUACAGGCGCAGCAGCAGGAGCAGCAACAGGAGCAGCACGGUCAAGUGGAAGAGGAGGAGGAGGAGAGGUGUGAGGGUGCGGAUGUGCACAUGAGAGGCGGUCCUCAGGAGAUGCAGCAGGAGGAGGAUGGGGAGGAGACAGAGGAUGAGAAGGAAGUGGAGGAUGGUGGCGAGGAGCAUGGGGUAGCCGGGAGGGAGGAGGCGGGACAGGAAGAGGGAGCAGCAGGGCUGCUGUCGCUAUCCGCCUCUCUCGCUGCACCCGCUAUGCCUUCCCCUGCACCUCCCGCACCUGCUGCUGCCGCUGCUGUUGCAAGCCUGGUGGGAGACGUAGCUGAAGGGGCAGAUGGGGGAGGGGAGCAAUCAGUGCGUAGGGCGGAAGGUGCAUACGGUGUAGAGGAAGCAGGAGGUGCAGAGGGGGCAGAGGGCAGCGGAGGGGUGAUGAGUCGGCAGGCGGUGCGGGAGGCGGCUCUCAAUAAGUUCCGGCUGAAGCGCAAAGAGAGGAACUUUGAAAAGAAGGUGCGUCCACGUUCCUUGCAACUCCUGGUGGCACUCGCCCUCUGCUUGUCCCACUCCACCACCAUACUCCCUGUCUUUCCUCCUUUUACUUCCAAUGGUGCCACCGAUUACCCUCAUGGUGUACCUUCUGCUGCUCAUGCCCAUGUUCCCCUCCCACCUCCUUCUCUUUCUGCUGCACCCUCUCUUUUGCCCCCGUUGCCCACCCCCUGCUUACUCCACUCCACCCUCUCGGUCCCCGCCCUUCCCCCUUUCCGUGCUUGCUUGCGUCACCAUGUGCAGGUGCGCAGCGCCUGCCUCUCCCUGCUGCUCAGGAACCCUCCUGAGAGCAGUUACAGUGCAGCAGUGGCGGAUAUGAGCUAUGGUGCAGCUGUUGCUGAUAUCAACGGUCCUGAUUCGUCUGGUGGCGUGCCUGCUGCUGCCUUCCUUGCUGCUGCCCCCUCUUCUGCUGCUGCUGCUGUUGUGGGGGAGGGUGUUGGAGGCUUGGGAAAGAGGGCGACGGUGGUGUGCGUGGACAACUCCGAGUGGAUGCGGAAUGGCGACUACGCGCCGUCGCGCUUCCAGGCGCAGGCGGACGCGAUUAAUCUCAUCUGUGGCGCCAAGACGCAGUCGAACCCCGAGAACACGGUGGGCAUUCUGACGAUGGGGGGCAAGGGCGUGCGCGUGCUCGUCACCCCCACCGCCGACCUCGGCAAGAUCCUCUCCACCAUGCACGGUCUGGAGGUGGGGGGAGACACGAAUUUGCUGUCAGGGCUGCAGGUGGCUCAGCUGGCGUUGAAGCACCGGCAGAACAAGAACCAGCGCCAACGCAUCGUGCUCUUUAUUGGCAGCCCUGUAGCGGCUGACAUUGAGACAUUAGUGAAGGCGGGCAAGCGGCUGAAGAAGAACAACGUGGCCUUGGACGUGGUGAGCUUCGGGUGGGACGGCGAGGACGAGGAGAAGCAGGCCAAGCUGGAGGCGCUGCUGGGCGCCGUCAACAGCAACGACAACUCGCACCUCCUGCACGUGCCGCCCGGCCCUGCCGUGCUCUCAGACGUGCUCAUCAGUUCUCCCGUGUUCACAGGAGACGGGGAGGGCGGCAGUGGUUUCGCAGCAGCAGCAGCGGCAGGGGCAGCAGCGGCGGCGGCAGCAGGGGGCGGGGGACUGGGGGGCGACUUUGACUUUGGCGUUGACCCCAGCGUUGACCCUGAGCUCGCCCUGGCCCUGCGCGUGUCCAUGGAGGAGGAGAGAGCCCGCCAGGAGGCUGCUGCUAGGAAGGCAGCUGCUGAGCAACAGACUGGUGCUGCUGGUGCUGAGGGUGCUGAGGGUGCUGGGGGGAGUGGAGGGGAGGGUGGGGCGUCGGGAGAGGGGGCGAAGGGGGAUGUGGCGAUGGGGGAGGGGGAGAAGAAGGCGGAGGAGGGGCGGGCCACUGCUGCUCCUGCUGCUGGUGAUGUUGCUAUGGUGAGUGGUGGCAUGAUGGAAUGUGGGGUGGGACUUGGUUGGCAGCAAGUACUGAUCUGCAUCACUCGCUUAUCUUUCACUCCCUCUUCAUCUGCCCUGUUCGCCCCGUGUAUCCGCCUUGUUCAUUCUUCCGCCCUGUUCCCCCUGUUCUUCUCCCUGUCUUCUCGCACACACCAGGACGAGGAAACAGCGCUGCUGCAGCAGGCACUGGCAAUGUCAAUGGCAGCAGGGGCGGCAGGAGGGGCGGGAGAUGCUGCCAUGCUGGAUGCCGCUGCUGGAGGGGAGGAUGCUGAGCUGGCACUCGCCCUGCAGCUGUCGAUGCAGGAGGCAGCGGAGGAGGGCAAGAAGGAGGCUGCAGCAGCAGCAGCAGGGGCGGCAGGUGAAGCACCUGCAGCAGCAGCGGCGGCGGCGGCGGCGCCUGGAGAUGUGGACAUGAGUCAAGUGUUGGGCGAUGCUUCCUUUGUCAACUCCAUCCUUUCUUCGCUGCCAGGGGUAGAUCCCAAUGACCCCUCUGUGCGGGACGUGCUCGCCUCACUCGCCCCCUCCCAGCCCCCCAAGGAUUCGGAAGAGAAGCCUAAGGAAGACAAGUGA